GUUUGUUAAACUAGGCAAUUAGAAGGGUUCUUAGUAAUGUGUAUGUAUGUAUGUACGUAUGUAUGUAUGUAUGUAUGUGUGUAUGUAUGUAUGUAUGCAUAUUCUUUCUCCCUUCCUCCCUUUCUCUCUUUCCAGAUUGACUAGUUUAAUUUAUCUGCAUAAUUAUACAUAGUGUUUUUGCACAAGGGACUUGAAGCAUAUCAGGUAUCAAACUAGAAACCAUAAGAGAAAUAUUUUGAAAAUCAAUUAUGAAACAAAAAUCAGAGUCAAGGGAAAUAAGGUAGAAGCAGAGAAUCUGAGGAGAAAAGAGCAUAGAUAUAGUAUGCGUCACACACUUGACAUGGAGCUUCCUGGCAGGCAAGGCAAAAGAAUAAUUGCCAAGUUGUCCAACCAAAGAAACAUCUCUGGACGCAGCUUUUCUAGACCCUUAGUUGAACACACAGGGUGGCUGUUCAUAGGCCUGAUCAGUUUCCUGCCAGCUCACCUGUGGAGCUCCUCAGUACAGCCUCUUCUUUGUAACCUCUGCUCUGUUUCAGGCAUGAUGAAUCAUUCCUUCCAGGACUCUGGCUCCCGUGGUAUCCACGAAGAAGGAAAGCUCUAUAUUGUGGAUUCCAUAAAUGAUUUAAACAAACUCAACCUCUGUCCUGUCGAAUCGCAGCAUCUAUUUUGUCUAGAGGGGAAAAUCCCAGACCUUGGCACGAACCCAGGAAACGGAAGCCGGAGUCUGUUUUUUGUGGGGCUGCUCGUUGUGCUGACUGUCAGCCUGGCACUGGUUUUCUUCUCGAUCUUCCUUAUAAUUCAAACUGGAAACAAGAUGGAUGAAGUGUCAAGAAGAUUGACAGCUGAGGGAAAGGACAUAGAUGAUCUUAAGAAAAUCAACAACAUGAUUGUGAAGCGGCUAAACCAACUGGACUCUAAACAGAACUGAAGACAAGAUUUUUCCACUGCUGGAGCAGACAUCUGGAGCUUCCCAUGGUUCUGAAAGUUCAUGGGGUUGAGAACUGAGAAACUGCCCUCAGACAAUAGAUCUGAUAGGUUAAAUCAGUGGGAUGGGGUAGCUCUAAGCAACUGCUUGAAGCUGUUGUACUUUGGGCAAAUGGUUGUUAACAGAGGAGUUUGGAGAUGACAGCCGGAAAGGGAUGAACUUGACUCAGCCACGUUUACAAGUAACCAGAUGUGUCAGCUUUGGUAGGAUUAGGGUAGAUGGGUGGAUAGAGGAGAAUCAACAGAAAGGAGAAUUUGGCUGUUCAUAUGCAACUGUUCUUAGGAAACAAGCUUGGUCUUGAAGGAAGAAUUUCAGCAUGCCAGUGAGGGCUUUGAAGCCUCAGGCACCUGUACAGAGCCCUGUGUAAGCCUCAGGAAUUCACUGAACUGUGUGGGUUGAGGGGAACCAGAGCCACCCUUUUCACUAGUGCUCAUUCUUCUGCUCAGGUGAUAACUUUGCCUCCAUUUCCCCACCAUCAGUGAAGCUCCAGAGAGCUGCUGUUUGGUGGUCGUUGAAGAAACAUGGGUAGCAGUCAGGUGUGAAUGGUGAGGCUGAGGGCCAACAGAGAAAGUCUAAUAAAUUCUACAGUCUGCUGAGCUCCUGCUUUGCAGUAAUCACCUGAUGCUAGAGAAUCACGUGUGGAACAAGGUGAUGCCUAGUUAUAUCUAAUUACAUAAGGCUUGCUAACUUGGUUUUGAAAAAAAAAAA
Molecule: messenger RNA, 1693 nt
Organism: Nannospalax galili (Upper Galilee mountains blind mole rat)
Lineage: Eukaryota; Metazoa; Chordata; Mammalia; Rodentia; Spalacidae
Gene: Lsmem1
Product: leucine rich single-pass membrane protein 1
Exons: 3
Coding region: 323-928 (201 amino acids)
Source: RefSeq, a predicted model, not a curated record